AUGGUGACUGGCUUGGUAGAGAGAUACAGAAACUCCAAUGUACCUCCACCAAAACUUCUGUACGUGAAUCGAGAUUCCUAUUCUACAAAGUUAAAGAGCCAUUUCCAUGAGUGGAGCAAUCUGGUCAUACGUCUCGAUGUAUGGCAUUUUAUGAGACGGUUUGCUGCUGGUUGCUGUUCAGAAUCCCAUGCCCUGUAUGCUACCUUUAUGUCUCGACUAUCUGCAUGUGUGUUUGAGUGGGAUACCAAAGACCUUCAAAGAUUAUAUGCAGCCAAAAGGGGUCAACUCUCUUCCAGUGAGGUGUGGAUAUUACUAUGCAUAUUACUAAGAAAGAACUGGCCUUGCACAGCCACUGCAAACGACGCACACGGGGAGUGGAGGAAACAACUCGUCUCAUCAAAGAUCUAA
Molecule: messenger RNA, 408 nt
Organism: Porites evermanni
Lineage: Eukaryota; Metazoa; Cnidaria; Anthozoa; Scleractinia; Poritidae
Source: the annotation of a GenBank genome assembly